AUGGCCACAGCAGCUGGAAUGGUUUCAUCAUCGGCCUCGGGCAACGCCGGAGCGAAAUAUGAACGGAAUCAGGAAGCAACAAUCUUUGUGGGUAAUUUGGAUCAACAAGCCGAUGAAGAAUUAUUAUGGGAAUUAUUUAUGCAGGUUGGACCUGUGGUGGAUGUGAAAAUACCUCGUGAUCGGAUUACUAAUACUCAUUCCGGAUAUGCGUUUGUAGAAUUUAAACAUGAACAUGACGCAAAUUAUGCCAUUCAAGUGAUGAAUCAAAUUAAAUUAUUUGGAAGACCAAUGAAGCUGAAUCGAUAUGAUCAGGACAAAUCAGCAAAAAAUUUAGAUGUCGGAGCCAAUUUAUGGAUUGGAAAUUUAGAUCCUAGCAUUGGUGAUGAAACAAUUUUGAGAGAAUUAUUUGGCAGAUUUGGAGUCAUGAUUCAGAACACUCCACGGAUUCAACGAGAUCCCGAAACGAAUGAAAGCAAGGGAUUUGCAUUUGUGUCCUAUGACAAUUUCGAGUCAUCCGAUGCUGCUAAAAUGUACAUGAACGGUCAAUAUAUUGGAGGUCGGCCGAUUAUUGUCGAGUAUGCAUUUAAGCCCAAUUCUAGAGAGAGGUAUGGAAGUGAAGCCGAGAGACAAUUAGCUGCCAACAGACCACUCACACAACAGCAACAACAAAUGAGAUUGAAUCACAUGCAACAACAGCUUCAGGCACAGCAAAUGAUGGCCCUUCAACAGUUACAGCAACAGCCCCAGCCAGCAGGUGGUGUUGUUUUCAUGAUUCCCACCACCACUCAACCAGUACAAGGAGCUGUUCUUAUGCCACAGCAACCACAACAACUUCAACCUCAAUAUUUUAUUGCUACAAAUCCCAAUCAUCCAACCAUGCAGUAG
Naegleria lovaniensis is the source of this 885-nucleotide messenger RNA. RefSeq lists its product as uncharacterized. Gene Ontology annotation, cellular component: U12-type spliceosomal complex; nucleolus. The transcript has a single exon. The record is from RefSeq and is a predicted model, not a curated record. Gene Ontology annotation, molecular function: RNA binding. Gene Ontology annotation, biological process: positive regulation of mRNA splicing, via spliceosome. Lineage: Eukaryota; Heterolobosea; Eutetramitea; Acrasida; Naegleriidae. The coding region runs from base 1 to 885 and encodes 294 amino acids.